UCUUAAUAUUCUGGUCAGGGUGUGAAUUUGAAUUGCUCUGGGGCUACUAUAAAAACCGUUGCGGAGAGUGCGUAGGUAUCAAAUACUUUGUAACCGUUUUCCACACAGUCCAGUGUAAAUCAAAAAACAAAUUUAGUCAAGAUGGUGACCAAAUGCAUUAUCUUCUUCGUUCUUGCUGUCAUUGCUUUGGCUCAAGCUGGCAUCAUUGCUCCUUAUGCUGCUUCAUAUAACGCCCACGCCAUCAACCAUGCCAUCGCUGCUCCAGUCGUUGCGGCCGCUCCAGCUCCCCUAGUUGCAGCUGCUCCAGCUCUCCCAGCAGCCUACUCAGCCUUACCAGCGGCUUACUCAGCCUUACCAGCUGCUUACUCAGCUUUACCAGCUGCUUAUUCAGCUUACCCAGCUAUUCUCUAAGGGACUCAAUAUUAAUAUUAACAUGACGGGCAUGCGGCAAUCGAAAAUGAA
Messenger RNA from Hermetia illucens (black soldier fly), 462 nucleotides. Its product is annotated as cuticle protein 16.5-like. The transcript has 2 exons. NCBI's taxonomy places the organism in Eukaryota, Metazoa, Arthropoda, Insecta, Diptera, Stratiomyidae. The record is from RefSeq and is a predicted model, not a curated record. Bases 142 to 411 code for a protein of 89 amino acids.